Molecule: messenger RNA, 801 nt
Organism: Vittaforma corneae ATCC 50505
Lineage: Eukaryota; Fungi; Microsporidia; Nosematidae
Exons: 1
Coding region: 1-801 (266 amino acids)
Source: RefSeq, a predicted model, not a curated record
AUGUUUCUCCAGCAGCUAUCUUUAAAUCCAAACCAGUCCUACAGCACGACGACAACGCUCGAAAACUUAAUAGAAAACUUACAGUUGUCAUUUAAUCAUGUUCCCAUCCUCACCCCCUUUGCAUCUAAGUCCGAAAGUGUUGAAAGGAUUAAAGAAAAACUGGGCAGUAGAAAAUCGACCUCUACCAUAGAUUUAAACACUUAUCUGCAGUUUCAGAAUUCAUUUGACUGCACCCAUGUCAUUCUUCUUGAAAAAGAGCUCUUUGACAAGUUUGGUAUUGAUAUUUCUCUUAUAAAAAAACCUUAUAUCGUUAUUGAGGGUAGGGAUAGCACAAAAAUCGGCGGGGGCGAUCUACCCAAAGCCCAACUCUGUAGAUUUUCAGUAAGACGACAAGGAGAGGAUGCAUUAGUCGCCCUUUUCAUUCUGACAAAGCUAUUUACUGGAACUGUAAUAGCUAAGAAGACAGAGCGUCUUAAGAUAUUUUUCAAGGUUUUCCAAAUUGAAUGGAAUAUUGUAAGUUUUUCCGAGUUAGAUACAUCUAGCAUUAGUGACAAUGUUGGAGAGUGUGUGGCCAUUAUGGAUCGCUAUUCAGACGCUGAUGCAGAAAAGAUUCCUAGUGCCGAAAGAAUGUUCUGUAUUGGAUUCAGCCAGAUGGGCUAUGAGCCUUUCAAUAUGGAUCUUUCACUUGCUGGGAAGUACAAGUACAGAAUAGGCGAUGUUUAUAGAUCGAUAACCCCAGCAGUGAUGAAGGGGGCAAAGCCGUUCGACUACGAAAGAUUUAGUCGAAUAAGCUAUUUGUAG